Thamnophis elegans (Western terrestrial garter snake) is the source of this 4261-nucleotide messenger RNA. It is a transcript of the gene ARHGEF15, whose product is annotated as Rho guanine nucleotide exchange factor 15. The transcript is spliced from 16 exons. The record is from RefSeq and is a predicted model, not a curated record. Gene Ontology annotation, biological process: activation of GTPase activity. Lineage: Eukaryota; Metazoa; Chordata; Lepidosauria; Squamata; Natricidae. The coding region runs from base 295 to 3180 and encodes 961 amino acids. Gene Ontology annotation, molecular function: protein binding; guanyl-nucleotide exchange factor activity.
CGGUGGCGACCGCAGCGGCGGCGGAGGGGAUCGGCUUGGCGGCAUGAGCCGGGCGGGACAAAGAACGGCUGGGCUCGGCGGCCACCGCGGCGGGUGAAACGACCCCCCCAAAAAACCCCAAUCCCAGCCGGGAUCGGCUCUCGGAGAAUCUCCGCUGCCUGCUCCGGUUCCCAAAGGGGCUUCUAUGGUCCGUCCGCUUGCCUGGAUAUCGUGAGGCUCGGCGGAGGCUCCGGAUGAACGUCCAGGAAAUGAAGCCACAGAGGAGCUGUUCCAGAUGACCUUCCUGGAGUGAAGAUGUCCUCCUUAGACCCCCUGCCUCCCGCCACGCCUCCCUCUCAGAAACCCACUCGCAUUAUCAAGCCACGUCCGCCCACCAGGCCGCGUCCUUACCUGCCCCCCAGGCCGGACUCCGCCAAGCUGCUCCGGGUUCCCACCCCUCCUUUGCCGCUGGAGAAGGACGGGCGCUCUCCGGCCACCGAACACCCGGGCGGCACCGCUCAGCCCUUGCACAAGCUGCAGAAAUCUGGCGCCGUUCGCAAGAUCGUGGUCCACUUCGAUCAAACGAGUCCGCCGGAGAAAGAGGAAGCGGGGAAAAGUGUCCGAUCGCCGCCUUCCAGCUGCCAGCAAGAUGAGAACAAGGAAGAAAAAGCCAUUGGAGAAAAAGAGAUCCUGGAUCGAUUGGAUCUUUGCAAGGAAACCAAGCCAUCUGUAUUAUCGGAGGUGGAGCAAAACGGGGUGGAUUUUCCCACGUCCUGUCCGUCCGGCUGCCCCUGCCUUUGCCAUCAACAGAACCCGGGCAUGGUUUUGGUUUGGGUCCCCGCAACAUCCCAGCUGCAGGAGAUGGAGAACGGGCUGGCUUCGGACCUCUCAUCCUCUGCCGACGAAGGGGGAGCCUCUUUCCAAAAAUCCCUGGGAAUCGGUGCCUCGCCUGCCCAGCCUUCCUCCAUCGCAGCGGGCAGGGUCCCGAAAUCUCGCCGCUUGUCCCGAAGCAAAAAGCCCCUUGACUCCCCGCCGUCCACCAACGGGCACCCCGAAGGGGGUGUCGUGCUGACCAGCUACCGUUCCACAGCCGAGCCCCUUCCCUUACGCUGCCCGCCGUUGAUGCCCAAGCCGCCCCGUCGCAACAAAGGAGGUGGCUCCGUCUCUCUGGAUGGCGAGCUCCUACCCCCGGCCAUCCCACCCAAAGCCCCCAUGAAACCUCCUCGCAACUCCUUGGGGUCCUCGGCUCGCCGGAGUUCCCUCCAAUACCCGCUGGAGAUGAAUCAGCUUCCUGGCCGUGUCUCUCCUUUUGGUGUCGGGGAAGGCUUUCUCAUGCUGCCUCCCCCCACUCAGCCACCCCCACCUCCCCCAACUUCCCAGACCCCUCCGCCUCUCCCCAUUUCUCAGGCUCGCCCCCAGAUGUGCACAGCACCCCCUCCGCCCUCCCAGCCCCCUCCCCUGCUGCCUCAGGGUCUCCCUCCUCCGCCAACUCAGCCGCCUCCACCUCUGGAAGGUUCACCUCUGGAUGACAGCCCUUGUCAAGGUGGCUGUGAAAAUGAAGAGAGCAGUUUCAGCGAGUCGGAAACGGACAAAUCAGACAACAGGCAUUCUUCGGUGCUAUCUUCCAAGAGUCCGGACUGGGGGCUUUGCCUGCAGGAUGAGCCUUUGUAUCAAACCUAUCGCCAGGCCGUCAUCUCCAAGGAGAUCAAGCGGCAAACGGUGCCACGGAACAGCAGUUUCAGCAGCUCGGACUACAGAGCCCCUUCUCCUGGGGAAGGGUCAACGGGACCCCAGGGCCCCGUCCCUCAUAGCACCCUUUGGCAGGAGCUGCCAGCUGUGCGAGAAAGUGGCGUUUUGGAAAACAUCAGCCCAGAAGAGAGGAAAAUGCAAGAGAGUCUCUUUGAGGUGGUGACCUCUGAAGCUUCCUACCUACGCUCGCUUGCCCUUCUGAUCGAGCACUUCAUGGAGUCUCGGGAGCUGGCUGGCACCAUCCUUCUGCGCGAGCACCGGAUUCUCUUCUCCAACAUACGCAAAGUCCAGGAAGUGAGCGAAAGGUUCUUACAGGAUCUGGAACGGCGGCUGGCGGAAAGCCUGCAGAUCUCAGACGUUUGCGAUAUUGUGGAGGACCACGCUCAGCAGAGCUUCUCGGUCUACAUUGAUUACGUCCGCAACCAGCUCUACCAGGAAAAGACCUACAGUAGCCUCAUGGAGAAGAAUGCUCAGUUUGCCAUCGUGGUUACCCGACUCCAGGAGCAGCCCCAGUGCCAACGCCUCCCCUUCAUGUCCUUUCUGCUGCUUCCUUUCCAGAGGAUCACACGUAUCAAGAUGCUCUUGGAGAAUAUCCUGCGCCGGACGGAAGAAGCGUCUUUGCGAGAACAAAACGCUCUGAAGGCCCUGGCUUCUGUUUCCAAGAUCAUUGAAGAAUGUAACUCCGAGGUCGGCCGUAUGCGUCACAUGGAAGAACUCAUUUACACGGCGAGCAAGAUUGAGUUUGAUAAGCUGAAGGCCGUUCCCAUCAUUUCCCAGACCCGACAGCUGUUAAAGCAAGGAGAACUCCUGGAAGUUGUGCAUCGUGGCACCAUCUUUGGUAACAAGCCCAAACUGAUCCCCAUCUACCUGUUCCUCUUCAACGACCUGCUGUUGGUCACUCAACGUAAGAGCUCAGAACGCUUCGUGGUGCUGGAUUAUGCCCAUCGCUCACUAGUCCAAGCCCAGAGUUGCGAGGACACCACUGCCGGCCCAAACGCAGAGAACAGCUUCUACCUGACGUUGAUGGAGAACCACCAGGGGCGGAGUGCCGAACGCCUCUGUCGCGCCCCGACGCAAUCCGAUAUGCACCGCUGGAUGGGUGCUUUCCCAUGCCACGAGUCCCAGCCUAAUAACAAGCAGGAAACCAUCUAUGAAGAUUGGGAUUGUCCCCAGGUGCAGUGCACAGAGACUUACAGGGCUGCCCAGGCAGACGAGCUGAGUCUCGAACAGACGGACAUUGUCAACGUGGUGCGCAAAACCGAGGGCUGGUAUGAGGGCAUACGCCUAGCCGACGGCAAGAAGGGCUGGUUCCCCUCUUGCUAUGUGCAGGAGAUCACGAACGAACACGUACGCCGCCGCAACCUCCGGGAGCGUUACCGCGUCCUCCAGGUGGCCCGCCAGCUCCAGCUGAUGCGCACCAAUUGUGCCAAAAGCAAGUACAGCUCAGCCUGAGACCAAAAGCGCACAGACAGUGGAAGCCAGUGACGGGAUCCCUGGACUGCGAUCAAUCUCAUGGCUGGACUCGAAGUUCAAGUUUGAUUUCGUUGGGCAUGGAGCAACAUUUGCCUCAAGGGGGAGGGGUAUGCUGAAGAUGGGGAGGAGGGCCGAGAGCAGUUGCGUUUUGGAUCGAAGGCCGCUGAAGGAUGAGAAAGCAGAAGAGGCGAAAGAUGCCCUAAUUAAUUCAUGAGCCUCGAGCAAAGUUUGCCUGAUUUAACUGUCCGGCGCUGCAAUGCCAGCAGCUAGCCAGCGGAGGCACUACUUCAAAUGUGUCCCUUCUGCCAGAAGGGGGCGACAGACUGCAUUUUUCAGUCGCCCUGCAGUGUUUACAGACUUUGCAAUGUCCCGUUCUUACCGUUCCCAAGUCACAUCCUAAAUUCCAGUGAAUCUGCGUGGCAGCUCGGUAACCCCAAGCGAGGACCAUGAACCUUCUCCGACGAUUGGGGUGAAGAGGUGCCCCCCCUCAUCUUCUAUCUUAAAUAGCGAUGGUGCCAUAUUUCAGGAGAUGCCCUGAUCCGAGAUGAACGAUGAAAUGGAUUGCCUCGGGUUUAACCAGAAGGGUCGGUUCAACACGAGCAGCAGUUCUACCUGCCCCCCACAUUUUGCAAUGACUUAUCCAUUAAUGAUUCAGGCCUACCACCUCGUAGCCUUCUUUUGGGGCUGGUUGCAGGCUGGUUUGUAUUUCACCCACGUUGACAGAUGGGUGCGCCUUGCGCUUCGUUGGCACAACUCUGCUAGGCAGAACACACUCCCCCCCCCUCCGCCCCCAAUAAAAUGUGUUUUGCAAACAGGAUCCACACCGGUAUUACCAGUUUCCUAAUCCCGAUCAAAGUGCUGUGGCUGCCAAUACUUCAAAACCUUCCCGACAGUCCUUAACCUGGGCUCAGGGGAUGUCCCUUUUCUACCUCAAUUCCUUUCCUUUCUGGUGUCGGGAAUCUGGGACUCCUACAAACUGUGGACCCAGCUACCCUGUUUCCCUGAAAAGAAGACCUCCCCGGAUAAUAAGCCCAAUCGGGCUUUGGAGCGCAUGCGCUAA